Botrytis deweyae is the source of this 624-nucleotide messenger RNA. RefSeq lists its product as uncharacterized. The transcript has a single exon. Lineage: Eukaryota; Fungi; Ascomycota; Leotiomycetes; Helotiales; Sclerotiniaceae. Bases 1 to 624 code for a protein of 207 amino acids. The record is from RefSeq and is a predicted model, not a curated record.
AUGAAGAAGUCUCCCCACCAUUCAAUCUCCAAUCACAGCACAGAUCGUAGACGCAAAGCUUAUAGAGUCGGUUCCAGCUCAUCUCAUGGAGAUGGCAAUAUAUCAGAUUCGUCUACUACAGCAAUUUUAAGUAAUGGGAACAAGAGGCACGAUCCAAGUGAAAGACACAAGAAAAAGAUAUAUGCGAUCGGGUCAGGCAAACGAAAUCAAGAGACUAGUAGUACUUCUAGAAAGAAAGAGGAGAAACCCCGAACCUCCAAUCAUCCCUACAGUCAGAUCAUAACACCCGAUCAAAAAGCCCACGAAGAAAAACAAAGGUCCUCCAAACGCACAGAAUAUCCCGCCGAUCCUAUUACGCUAGUUCGGUACGAGUAUUAUGAAACCAAAAUAGAAAGGAAGAUAAACCAUGCCAAGUCGGAUUUGCAGUUGUUACAAAGACAGGAUUGGAGCACCGGUGAUACGUGGGCACCCUGGCAGCGAGAAAUCGAGGACCUUGGAAAGCUGGCUAAGGAUGUCGGUGAUAUCAAGAAACAAGGUUUGACACCAUGGAAGGCCAACAAGGAGUUAGAUGAGCUUAUGAAAAGGAAAGGCCAUCUCCUCAGAAAGACUAACAGUCCCUUAUAA